AUGGGUGAUUUCUUGGAGAAUUUAGAAAGGAUUACCCUCGAGCUUGUGACGAACUUGGUCCGCGGCAAUGCCACCUUGAUGGUUCCCCGGAAUUCAUCCCCGAACACGACAACGCAGUAUCGACGAGUCAGCUAUAAUAAUCGCGGAAGUCGUCACAGUUUCUGCCUGCUGACUUUAAUGCUUUCCCGGGUCCACCGAUUGCAAGUGCAUGGCGGAAGCUUCACUGUCCGUGGUCUAUACUACAGUGAUCCCCAGCUGAUUCGGUCGCAAUCCAGGAUAGCGGAAGCCAGACUGGAUGUCUGUCGUAUGCUGAAUACCUCCCCCUUUAAUCUGGGGAUACUGGCCGCCUCCAAGGGCCUGAUGGCAGGCGAUAUACGGCUGCUGAUGACCAACGGAGAUAUUCUGGACGGCAGCUCAUAUGGUGGACCAAUGAUACUGCCCACGGAUCCCGAGAAGAUACAUCGUAUCGAGACGCAGGCGGACUUCGUGCUGAUCGUUGAAAAGGAGUCGGUGUUCGAGAGUCUUCUAUCCAGGAAUGUUUUUCGCACUCUCGAACGACGCUUCAUUCUGAUAACUGGCAAGGGAUACCCAGAUUGCUGCACAAGGAGGCUUGUCCAUCGACUGGCCGAGGAGAACCAAUUACCUGCAUACAUUCUCGUGGACGCCGAUCCCUUUGGCAUUGAGAUAAUGCUCGUCUAUCGCCGUGGCUCGCAGGCAAUGAGUUUUUCCAGCCAAGGACUCACCACACCUUCGCUGCGUUGGAUUGGCCUGCACCCCUCGGAGAUUACUGCCCUCGGCACUGGAGCGGUUGCCCUGGUUGCCGGCGACAACAAGAAAAUCAAUGACCUCCUCGCCCGCAGCGACUUGGAGCCGGGAGUGCGACAGGAACUGCGCAUGCUGCAGGACGUUCAGCUAAAGGCCGAAAUCGAGAGUGUCAUCGACUUCCUGGCCGACGACUAUAUACCGAACAAAAUCAAUCGGAACUUGUUUUUGUAGAGCUCGGUGGUAAACCCCAAGAGCCUAGC
Drosophila takahashii is the source of this 1025-nucleotide messenger RNA. It is a transcript of the gene mei-W68, whose product is annotated as meiotic W68. Gene Ontology annotation, cellular component: nuclear chromosome. Gene Ontology annotation, molecular function: DNA binding; DNA topoisomerase type II (double strand cut, ATP-hydrolyzing) activity; ATP binding. NCBI's taxonomy places the organism in Eukaryota, Metazoa, Arthropoda, Insecta, Diptera, Drosophilidae. Gene Ontology annotation, biological process: DNA topological change; meiotic DNA double-strand break processing; reciprocal meiotic recombination. The record is from RefSeq and is a predicted model, not a curated record.